This is a messenger RNA of Mollisia scopiformis, 1076 nucleotides long. RefSeq names its product putative zinc-type alcohol dehydrogenase-like protein. Lineage: Eukaryota; Fungi; Ascomycota; Leotiomycetes; Helotiales; Mollisiaceae. Gene Ontology annotation, molecular function: oxidoreductase activity. The record is from RefSeq and is a predicted model, not a curated record. Bases 36 to 1076 code for a protein of 346 amino acids. The transcript has 2 exons.
CACUUCUGAGCGCUCCCUACUGUUUAUCUCUCACCAUGGCAACUCAUCUCGUAUACCGCCUCACAAACCGAGGACCAAAAUGCACCAUCAAGCAAGUCUCAGAGCGCCGACCCACCCCCGACAAACAUGAAGUCCUCGUCAAAAUACAUGCUGUAUCUCUCAAUUACCGCGAUAUCGUAAUCGCAAAUGGUACCUGGCCCUUCCCUGCUAAAGACAACCUGAUACCAUGUUCCGACAGCGCCGGUAAAGUCGUUGCUAUAGGAUCGGACGUCGAAGGCUUCGCCAUCGGCGACAAAGUCGUUGCAGCUUUCGAUGUAGCCACUCUUUACGGCCCGCUGAAAGAUUGGAACCAUGGCCACGGUGGACCAAUCGACGGUGUACUGCGAGAAUACGCUGCCUUCCCCGCUUCUGUUCUGGUCAAAAUUCCUAGCGAGUCUAAGUUAGGAUUCCCGCAGUUGUCUACACUGGUAUGUACUGGCGUUACGGCUUGGAAUGCUUUAUAUGGAAAUAUUCCACUCAAACCUGGACAAACUGUACUUUUCCAAGGUACGGGAGGUCUUUCCAUAACAGGCCUCAUCCUCGCCAAAGCCGCUGAAGCAACGACCAUAAUCACUUCUUCCUCUUCCGCUAAACUAGCGCUGGUAAAAUCCAAAUACGGCGUCGACCACACAAUCAACUACAAAACCACGCGUAACUGGGCCGCCAAAGUCAACAAAAUAACCAAUAACAACGGCGUAGUUUUCAUCCUCGAGAACGGCGGUUCGGGAACCAUCAAACAGAGUCUAGAAUGCAUCACCGCAGGUGGCAUCAUCUCUGUGAUUGGAUUUCUGUCUCCGGCGAAACAGAAAGAUAUGCCUGACGUGGCGGGGCUGGCACUUGCCAAGGGAGUGGUUGUGAGGGGGAUUACGGUGGGAAAUAGGAAUAUGUUGAAGGAUUUGGUGAGGUUUGUUGCAGCGAGGGGCUUGGAGAGACCGGUUGAUAAGACAUUUGGGUUUGAGCAAGCUGAGGUCGAGGCUGCGUAUGAGUAUUUGAAGAGUGGGAAGCAUGUUGGGAAAGUCUGUAUUAGCUUGGAAUAA